Molecule: messenger RNA, 1013 nt
Organism: Dalotia coriaria
Lineage: Eukaryota; Metazoa; Arthropoda; Insecta; Coleoptera; Staphylinidae
Product: solute carrier family 25 member 45-like
Exons: 3
Coding region: 99-986 (295 amino acids)
Biological process (GO): mitochondrial L-ornithine transmembrane transport
Cellular component (GO): mitochondrion
Molecular function (GO): high-affinity L-arginine transmembrane transporter activity
Source: RefSeq, a predicted model, not a curated record
UGAUGUUGCGCGGAUCCUUGCGUCUGGAGAGCAUCGCGCUGUCGCGGAUGGAAUUAUUCGUGGAUUAGACACCUGGUGGAUUGGCGAGGUGGGAUGCGAUGCUCAUCGGCGUUCAGGACUUCAUCGCCGGAUGGAUCGCAGGAACCACAGCUUUGGCCAUUGGGCACCCCUUCGAUACAAUUAAAGUCCGCCAACAAGUCCUCCACACGCGAUUGUUCAAAGCUGUUAAAUUCACAUUUAAACAUGAAGGCAUUCCUGGUUUCUACAAGGGAUUCGUCCUUCCUGCUCUUAUGAUAGGUCCAUCCAAUGCGAUAUUCUUCGGUUUUUAUGGCGGUACAAUGCGUUUCAUCGGCAAAGAAGGACAGGAAGGCCGUGUGGAUCUAACAGAUCCAAAUUGGGAACGUAAUGUGUUUCUAGCAGGAACAUUUGCUGGUUUUUGGCAGGUAAUAUUCACAUGUCCAGCAGAGUUGGUAAAAACUCUACUACAAAUGCAAACACAGAACAAAAACGUCUGGAAAUCACGGUACGAAACAGACGCAAAAGGAAUCAUAGAUUGCCUAAUAAAAAUAUGGCGUGGACCGGGUUUUAAAUGGUAUUUCAGAGGAAUCACACCGAUGAUGUACAGAGACUGCCCAACAAGUGGCAUAUACACAUUAGUUUACGAAUGGUUAGUCAACUGUGAUUAUGGCUACAAUAUACUCAAUCACAAAGUGGUGAAACAAUCAUUCGCCGGUGGUACAGCAGGUUUACUCUCGUGGAUAUUCGUCGUGCCUUUGGAUGUGAUAAAAUCCCGAAUGCAAGGUGAUAAUAUGUACAACCCGCAGUUUCGUAGCAUGAGACAUUGCGUCAUGAGCACGUAUCACGAACACGGCUGGCAGUACUUCUUCCAAGGUACAUGGCCGGUUUUAGUGCGCUCAUUCCCAUUCAACGUCGCCAUCUUUGUAACUUACGAGUUUGUUAUGGACAUGUUUAAAUUGUACACAUAAUAUUAAAAAUUGUAGUUUUUUGACUGA